This is a messenger RNA of Cooperia oncophora, 858 nucleotides long. The record is from the annotation of a GenBank genome assembly. NCBI's taxonomy places the organism in Eukaryota, Metazoa, Nematoda, Chromadorea, Rhabditida, Trichostrongylidae.
AUGGCCCAUUCGUCUAUUGAGUGCACCACAACUGCUCCAUCGGUUACAAAUUGUGUUGUGGAAGAACCGCGACCAUCAAGAGAGUCGAUACUAGAGAAACUUAUCCGAUUCUUCCGAAAUCGUCCUAGUGUCGAUUCUCUCAAAGAGAAAGGAAUUUAUAAGCAUGAACCUGUAUUCGGCAGCACAUUAUCGGCUAUAUGCCAGUUGGAAAAUAGCCUAGUGCCGAAGUUUAUUCGUGUAGUCACAGAAUUGAUUGAGAGCAGAGGAAUGGAGGUCGAUGGGCUGUACAGAGUGAGUGGGAACUUGUCAGCGGUGCAACGAAUUCGUUGUCAAGUGGAUCAAGAUAAAUUCAAUGCACUGGUAAAUGAAGAAGACGUUCAUGUAUUGACAGGCGCACUAAAGUUAUUUUUUCGUGAACUUGCAGAGCCAGUGUUUCCACCUUCAAUGACAAAAGACUAUCUGAACGCCAUUAAGCUGCAAAAUCCGAGGCAGCGUUUCAAACGGUUCGACGAGCUCCUCCGAAUGUUACCGGCAGAAAAUCGGGAAACCCUAAAAAUGUUGCUACGGCAUCUGCAAAGGGUAGCUUCACAUUCGGACAAGAACCGAAUGCAAGUGCACAAUCUUGCCAUAAUGUUUGGUCCGACGUUGUUCAAUAGCGGAGAUGAAAAGACACCGGCAAAGAAAAAGGACGCUGGAAGAAAGAAGAAGGACCACAAGAAGGACGAAACGCCAACGGUGCAGUCGAAUUCGCACUUGGCCUUCAAUAUGAUUAUGCAAGGACAAAUCGUAGAAUACCUGCUCAUAGAGCACAGCAAAUUCGAAGCGUUGCAGGGUCCAGUGCAGACCCAUCCACAUUGA